Messenger RNA from Nelumbo nucifera (sacred lotus), 1403 nucleotides. RefSeq names its product ubiquitin-conjugating enzyme E2 2-like. The record is from RefSeq and is a predicted model, not a curated record. NCBI's taxonomy places the organism in Eukaryota, Viridiplantae, Streptophyta, Magnoliopsida, Proteales, Nelumbonaceae.
CCUUUCACCAAUCUCAAAACACGUCGCAACCUCGGGAACAUGUACCGUACAUUUCUUAUUCAUGCGAAAUGUUUUCAAAACACGGUGAGAUGUGCUGUAAGAUCGGUGUGAGAAGCGCCCAGUGAGGAACAAAUCCGGAUUCGGUGCAAUUUGGGGACAAAACUAAUUUUCCACGUGUGAUAUUCCGAUUCCAAAUCUACUUCUGUGAAGUCGGUGUAAGGCAUGCCCUUGUACUGGAAUGAUCCGAUUAAGCAGACCCGUUCCCCCUCUUUUAUAUAAUAUAUGGAGGGAAUGACGGGUUGAGCGACGGGCGACGGAGUUUCAUCACCGAAAAAUUUCUCAUCGGCAACAGAGGCAAGCAGAGCCAGGACGGCUGGCCAAGAGAACCAAACCACAUCUCUCUGCGAAUUGUGAAAUAAUACCAAACCCUAACCCUCAACCGCUCUCUGCGUGCAUCGUCCGCUAUGGACUGAUCUCUCCCGUCUUUUUCUCUAUGUACGUGGAAGAUGUCUCUGCGCCAGGGUCCCCAGAAUUCAUGUACUUAGAAUCAGAACUGGUGGAAGAAAAGUAGGAAACCCUAGAUAUUUUCGAUAACCUGAAAUCCUCGAAGAGUGAAAGCUUCUCGCCGUGUUUGCUUACAGUUGAUUUCUGGGUGAACUCCAUAGGUGGUGAGCAUGUCAACUCCUGCAAGGAAGAGAUUGAUGAGGGAUUUCAAGAGGUUGCAACAAGAUCCUCCUGCAGGCAUUAGUGGUGCACCUCAAGACAACAAUAUAAUGCUUUGGAUUGCCGUUAUAUUUGGCCCUGAUGACACUCCUUGGGAUGGAGGCACAUUUAAGUUGACACUCCAGUUUACAGAGGAUUACCCAAAUAAGCCACCAAUCGUGCGUUUUGUUUCUCGAAUGUUCCAUCCAAAUAUCUAUGCCGAUGGAAGUAUCUGUUUGGAUAUUCUACAGAACCAAUGGAGUCCAAUAUAUGAUGUAGCAGCUAUACUUACGUCUAUCCAGUCUCUGCUUUGUGACCCAAACCCAAAUUCACCCGCGAACUCAGAAGCGGCACGGAUGUUUAGUGAGAACAAACGCGAGUACAACAGGAGAGUUCGUGAAAUUGUUGAACUGAGCUGGACGGCUGACUAGCAAUUUUGGUUUGGAUGCUUUGGACUUGGAUGCCUUUUAUUAUAUUGACAUUUAUAAACCGUUGAAUUCAAAAUUCCCUUUGACUUGAAUCAUGCCAUUUUGCUUCCAUUUCAAGGAUGGGGUGUUUGGCCACUUAGUCGAUUUCCAAUAAACUUGGCACGUUUCUUAUCCUUGAGAAGAGUUUAUGUAUAUAGAGCAUCAUGUGUAUUCAUUUGCGUUAAUUGUCAUCAGUUCACUUACAUGCAUCUGCAUGAUGAUCAUGAUUGUUAA